Molecule: messenger RNA, 1907 nt
Organism: Setaria italica (foxtail millet)
Lineage: Eukaryota; Viridiplantae; Streptophyta; Magnoliopsida; Poales; Poaceae
Product: glutamate dehydrogenase
Exons: 11
Coding region: 436-1671 (411 amino acids)
Biological process (GO): L-glutamate catabolic process
Cellular component (GO): mitochondrion
Molecular function (GO): L-glutamate dehydrogenase (NAD+) activity
Source: RefSeq, a predicted model, not a curated record
CGCACACGCACCGAGCCCAGCUCACCCCAAACCCAAAGCAAUUGGAAUCACAGGUGGAUCCAAUUCUUCCAAUUGCCAGCACCGUCGUCCUGGCGUCAUCAUCCAAUUCUCCCCUCCGCCGAGGCCUUUAGCACCAAUUCGGAAUUCCCCCAUAUCUUGAUCGCCCCAGCAGAAACAUCCCAUGCAUCGCGGUCGCAGGCGUUCCCCCUAUAAAACCCCUUCCAAUCCCCCGCCUUGAUGGCACCGGCGCACACACUGUGGUGGAGAAUUCCUCGGUCGAGUCAAUUCGUCUCUCCGCCUUCCUGCUAGCCCUGCUUAGCUUGGGUGGCCUCUCCUCAGUAGCUAUAUUUUGUUGUGCCUUGGGAAGAUAAAAGAAAAAUAUAUCUUUGGUUUCUCGAACAGGUGCGAUUCUGAAGGGAGAUUUCAUCGAGCAGGAUGAAUGCAUUGGCAGCAACCAGCAGGAACUUCAAGCAGGCAGCUAAGCUGCUGGGCCUCGACUCCAAGCUGGAGAAGAGCUUGCUCAUUCCAUUCAGGGAGAUCAAGGUUGAAUGCACAAUCCCAAAAGAUGAUGGGACUUUAGCGUCCUAUGUUGGUUUUAGGGUUCAACAUGACAAUGCUAGGGGGCCUAUGAAGGGUGGAAUCAGAUACCACCAUGAGGUUGAUCCUGAUGAGGUCAAUGCCUUGGCACAACUAAUGACAUGGAAAACAGCCGUGGCCAACAUACCGUAUGGAGGAGCUAAAGGUGGAAUAGGAUGCAGUCCUGGGGAACUGAGCAUUUCUGAGCUUGAGCGGCUUACCCGAGUUUUUACUCAGAAAAUCCAUGACUUGAUUGGCAUCCAUACUGAUGUUCCAGCACCAGAUAUGGGCACCAACUCACAGACAAUGGCAUGGAUACUUGAUGAGUACUCAAAGUUCCAUGGUUACUCACCUGCUGUGGUGACAGGAAAGCCUGUUGACCUUGGAGGAUCACUGGGAAGAGAUGCAGCUACUGGAAGGGGAGUUCUGUUUGCUACUGAAGCUUUGCUUGCAGAGCAUGGCAAAGGCAUUGCAGGACAGCGUUUCGUAAUACAGGGAUUCGGUAAUGUUGGCUCCUGGGCAGCUCAACUGAUCACUGAAGCUGGUGGCAAGGUGAUUGCUAUCAGUGAUGUCACAGGCGCUAUCAAGAACGUCAAUGGCAUUGAUAUCGCACAACUAGUGAAGCACUCAGCAGAGAACAAAGGGAUCAAGGGCUUCAACGGAGGAGACGCGAUCGAUCCAAACUCACUGCUCACUGAAGAGUGCGAUGUUUUAAUGCCCGCAGCACUUGGGGGAGUCAUAAACAAGGACAAUGCUAACGACAUUAAAGCGAAGUACAUCAUUGAGGCUGCCAAUCACCCCACAGACCCUGAGGCAGACGAGAUCCUUUCAAAGAAAGGCGUUCUCAUCCUGCCAGACAUACUCGCAAACUCCGGCGGUGUCACAGUCAGUUACUUCGAAUGGGUUCAGAACAUUCAGGGGUUCAUGUGGGAUGAAGAGAAGGUGAACACAGAGCUCCGGACGUACAUGACACGCGCCUUUGGGGACGUGAAGAAGAUGUGCCAGAGCCACAACUGCGACCUCCGCAUGGGCGCCUUCACCCUCGGCGUCAACCGCGUCGCGCGCGCCACCGUCCUCAGGGGAUGGGAAGCCUGAUCUCAUCAUCUCAUACCAUGCCCUGUGUCUCUGUGUCCUCGCGCGUUUUUCUCGAGCCUAAUUUUUCUUUAGGUUACCGAUCAACGGGGUUUUGAGAAAAACAAGUUCAGUCAAUAAUUACACGAAGUGCGUAUCUCUUGUUGGAGAUCAAUUGAGGCGAAAAAACAUCAGUAAUAAAUCUGUAAUUCACAGAUGAGAUGCUUCUUGUUUUGCAAGCAGCAAUGCCAUUUGGGUUC